This is a messenger RNA of Penicillium concentricum, 906 nucleotides long. RefSeq names its product Saf4/Yju2 family protein. The transcript has 2 exons. The record is from RefSeq and is a predicted model, not a curated record. Lineage: Eukaryota; Fungi; Ascomycota; Eurotiomycetes; Eurotiales; Aspergillaceae. Bases 1 to 906 code for a protein of 301 amino acids. Gene Ontology annotation, biological process: mRNA splicing, via spliceosome. Gene Ontology annotation, cellular component: U2-type catalytic step 1 spliceosome.
AUGGCUGAACGAAAGGUUUUAUCCAAGUAUUACCCCCCGGAUUUCGAUCCCUCGGCGAUCGAGCGCUCGUCUAAGCGUUCUCGCAAGGAUGGCAACGGGCCCAAGCUUUCGGCGAGCCGUCUGAUGACGCCUUUUUCCAUGAAAUGUACCCACUGCGGUGAAUACAUUCCUAAGGGUCGCAAGUUCAAUGCCCGGAAGGAAACUCUCGAGGAGCGAUACCUUUCAGUCCAGAUUUUCCGAUUCUACAUUCGUUGCACCCGCUGCAGCGGUGAGAUCACCUUCCGCACUGACCCCAAGAACAAUGACUACCAGUGUGAGCGCGGUGCGAAGCGAAACUACGAAGUCUGGCGCAACAACACAGACGAGAAGUACAAUGACGAAACCGAGGAGCAGACUCUGGACCGACUUGAGAAACAGCAUGGCGAGAAGGAGGAACAGAUGGAGCGUGACAAGAUGGCCGAGCUCGAGGACAAGAUGCUUGAUUCCAAGCGCGAGAUGAAGGUUGCCGACGCCCUCGACGAGAUCCGCACCCGCAACGCCCGUAUCGAGCGCAAGGAAGCCGGUGGUGCCGAGGCUGCUCUUGCUACCGUCCAGGAUGAAAUCGACGAGGAAACCCGCCGAGCUGAGGAAGAGGAGGCCGCCGACCGUGAGGCUCUUCGCAAGGAGUUCCAGGCGAAGAAACGUGCUGCACAGGACGACGCACGCGUGGCUGCCAUCGAAGCAAUCCUGAACCAGCCCCCUCUGAGAACAUGUUUAAGCGCCGCAAGCGACCUGCUCCUCGUGAUCCCUUCGGUCUCCGCAAGUCGAAGCCACGCCUCGUCUAAGGGCCCAUCACACGUGUUUAACACCGAGGAAAUUUUUUUUUAUGGGAAACGGAGUUUAGGGAUGGCAAGGAUAGGAAACUGA